GUGAACGAGACACACAGCUGCAGCUCCACCAACUCAACAAGAUGGUGUUCACCAUUAAGGACAUGAGCUUUAAGGCCGGGAUGGAGAUGAAGGUCUCUGGAAAGACUAAACCCGGCUGUGAAGCGUUCUCCAUCAACAUCGGUCACGACGCAGACACAAUCGCUCUUCACUUCAACCCUCGCUUUAACAGCAACGUCAUCGUGUGCAACUCCAACCAUGGAGGCUGGGGAGACGAGCAUCAGGAACCUUGCUUCCCUUUUCAACAGGGCGAAGAGUUCAAGCUUAGCAUCACCUUCAACAAUGACACUUUCUACAUCAAGCUCCCGGGGGGCACCAUGAUGAGCUUCCCCAACCGCUUGGGUGACGACGUCUUCAAACAUGUGCACGUGACGGGAGACGUGAAGAUCAGCAGCAUUAAGAUCAACUGAGAAAAUGGUUCCUUAUGUGUCAGACCUCUGAUGAUAUCCACUGAAUGUACCAAAGAAACCCAAAGUGUGUCAAAUAAAUCCACUGACAGAAUGA
This is a messenger RNA of Carassius auratus (goldfish), 522 nucleotides long. Its product is annotated as galectin-2-like. Bases 42 to 428 code for a protein of 128 amino acids. Lineage: Eukaryota; Metazoa; Chordata; Actinopteri; Cypriniformes; Cyprinidae. The record is from RefSeq and is a predicted model, not a curated record. The transcript is spliced from 4 exons. Gene Ontology annotation, molecular function: laminin binding; carbohydrate binding; galactoside binding.